This is a messenger RNA of Carassius carassius (crucian carp), 5620 nucleotides long. RefSeq names its product WW and C2 domain containing 1 (gene wwc1). Gene Ontology annotation, cellular component: cytoplasm. The transcript has 22 exons. The coding region runs from base 849 to 4151 and encodes 1100 amino acids. Gene Ontology annotation, molecular function: molecular adaptor activity; kinase binding. The record is from RefSeq and is a predicted model, not a curated record. Gene Ontology annotation, biological process: negative regulation of organ growth; regulation of hippo signaling; regulation of DNA-templated transcription. Lineage: Eukaryota; Metazoa; Chordata; Actinopteri; Cypriniformes; Cyprinidae.
UUCCAACCGCAGCAUAGCGACCGAGCUUGACUACGGGGGAGAACCGCACACAGCCACUUAAAGGAGAAGACAACAUUUGAAACAAAUGAGAAAGAAACGCGCUACUUUUAAAAGAAAUUGACGAAAUGCAGUGGAAGUGAUAUGAAUGCAUCGACAAAACUAGAAGAAACGGAAUAUGUGUGUGUGGAGUAACUGUUUGCGUUCCCUAUAUAACGAGCUUUUGGGCUAACAAGCUAGCACAGUUGUCGCUAAAACAUGGUGGGCAGACACUGAGCGAAAAAAACCCUCUAGACGCGUUCAAAUACUUGUGGAUAAUGCUGAAGAAUUAAUUCGUUUGCGGUUUUUACUGCUCGGAGGGAAUUUUGUGGACUUUGAAAUUGCUUUUUGGUUUUUGUUUCUUGGCGGAAAACUCUCGCGCACGACCUUUGAAAGUUUCGCGUUCUGACGUUUCGCGCAAGUUAACCAUCAUCCAUCAGGCUCCGCCAGAAAAGAUGAUUGAUUGAUGCAUUGCGCAUUUGACCGAGAAUGCACAAGAAACGAAGAAAUUCUCACCAUAAGCGCAACUCUUGCGGCAAAGUUACCCGAUUCAGAGCAUCCAUCAUACCCUCAUCCAUUCAUUUCACAGCAUUCGCUCUUGAAAACAAUGCCUAAUAUAUAGACUGCAGGAACUGAACUUGAAUAUUGGAAACCGUGUCAUGGAUUAUGUGGAGUACAUCUCUGUCUAAUUAAUGGCAUUUUCCUUAUGCGUUAGGUUUAAAUUUGGACUAGUCCAUGAAAAGCAACACAUGGUUUGCUUUCAAAACAAUUUAGAAGACUUACUGAGAAAAUUACAUGGAGACUAGUUGGUCAUGCCAAGGAAGGAGUUACCAUUGCCAGAGGGUUGGGAAGAGGCCCGAGAUUUUGACGGGAAGGUCUAUUAUAUAGACCAUAUUAACCAAACCACCAGUUGGAUUGACCCAAGGGAUAGGCAGACUAAGCCUCUGACUUUUGCCGACUGUAUUGGAGAUGAGCUGCCUGUGGGAUGGGAGGAGGCCUACGACCCCCAGAUUGGAGCCUAUUAUGUCGACCACAAUACCAAGAGCACUCAGUUGGAGGAUCCGCGGGCCCAGUGGCAGCGGGAGCAGGAGCUCAUGUUGCGUGAUUAUCUGAAUGUGAUUCAGGAAGCGUUGAGCGCCCAAAAGGAGAUCUACCAGGUCAAAGAACAGCGACUUCACCUGGCCCAGCAGGAAUAUCGGCAGCUAAAUGAUGCUUGGCGGGACAAAUCAUCCUCACAGACAAGCUUAAAUUCCAGAUCCUCAUCAAGCAGUAAAUAUGACCCUGAAAUCCUCAAAGCGGAGAUCGUUACAUCAAAAAGCCGGGUAAAUAAGCUGAAGAGAGAUUUGGCCUGUAUGAGGCAAGAACUCCUUUAUAAGGAGCAAGGCUUUGAGACAUUGAAAGAAAUUGAUCACAAAGUUACCAGUGCCUCACAUGGCUACAAACUGCAGGAAGCCCAGGCCAUCCUGAAGGAAGUGAAGACCAUUAAAGAUGCCAUCAGCUCCGGGGAGAAGGAGAAACAGGAGCUCAUGCAGAAACUGGCUGUGCUGAAGGAUGGUUUCCAGUUAGAUUAUGGCUCUCAGUCUGACCUGUGGGCCAGCAGUCCCUCCUUGGCCAACUCAAACCUCUCUCUGCCUCGCCUCUACUCAGACGCCGAGUCUCAAACAGAUGUACCUGCUGAGUUUGCAUCAAACUCAAAUAAACUGGCUGAGAAGGUACGACUGAGUCUGAAAUAUGAGGAGGCAAAAAGAAGGAUUGCAAAUAUAGAGGUCCAGAUUGCCAAGCUGGAUAGCGAGGCAUGGCCAGGCCUUCUGGACCCUGAGAGAGAUCGUCUGAUCCUCAUCAACGAGAAGGAAGAGCUGCUAAAGGAACUGCAGUAUGUAACACCGUGUAAGCGCGCCCCCAGCGAGGCAGAGAAGAUCGAGUCUGAAAAGAAGCGACUCGAGAAGGACCUGCAAGCUGCACGGGACAACCAGAGCAAAGCACUGACCGAGAGGUUAAAGCUGCACUAUAGAAGAAGCAAACUAGUGAAGGAGCUGGAAGAGAUGGUGAGGUUGGCGUCUUCCCUUGAUACCCAGCUGAAAAGUCUGUCAGCCAGCACGCUGUCAUGUUCCUCAGGCAGCAGCCGUGGAUCGUUGACUUCCAGCCGAGGAUCCCUGGCCACCUCCAGCUUGGGCUCCACUUCCUCUCUCAGCUUCACAGACAUCUACCUGGAGCAGCCCGAACUGGGUGACCCUGACUUCCAGAACAAACUGGACUCUAUAUUGCAGGAGGGAAGCACCUCUGGCUACAGGCCCUCCAGCUCCAUCACCACCAUCCAUGAGAAUGAGGUCUCGUCCUCCUCCAGACAAGUCGGCAGUGGGCCGGGGGUGGGCCAGAGAACCCAAGUACUGCGGCUGUCAGAGACACCUCGCUCCAUGAACUCCCUGUCCCCACGUUCCUCGCUGUCUUCCCUUUCUCCUCCUUGCUCACCCCUUGUUACCGAUGCUUGCUUCAUGUCGGGAGAGGCCUUCUCUGGUCCUGCCUCACAGUUGGAUUUAGAUCUGCAAACCAGGCUGAUGGAACUACGGUUAGAAGAGGACCACCAACAGGGUGCAGUAGAGUCUUUGAAAGAUGCUGUUACGCAAACAAGGAUGUCAGGGCCGGGAUCUAAGAAGGCAGGAGUAACGUCAGCAGUGUCUGACGAAUCAGUAGCAGGUGAUAGCGGGGUAUACGAGCCCUCAGAGAAAAGGUCGGGGCUUCCUGUUGAGCAACAGCUGGGUUAUGAUGACGGGAGCUCAGCAAGCAGUGCUCAGAUCAAACUCGGCCUGAAGUAUGAAGCAAAAGAAAAGAGGUUCUCCGUGUUCGUAAUGCAGCUCUCCAACUAUAGUGCACUCUCCCUGCCAGCCAACCAGAACAUAUAUGUCCGUGUGGUGGUACUGCCAUGCUCAGAGCCCGUUCGUUGCCUGUUCCGCACCCACGGGGCUCUGUCGCAGGAAACCUUAGAGUUUAAGGAAGCGUUUAGCCUGCAGAUGUCCUCCAUUGCACUCAGACAGAAGACUCUACGCAUUGAUGUCUGUAGCACCAGUAAAGCUGGUCGAGAGGAUUGUCUAGCUGGUGCUCAGAUUAGUUUGGCUGAUGAAGAGUAUUCAGAGGAGUGGUGCACCAAGUGGUACAACCUCCUCAACUGCACAUACGUGCCAAAAAUGGAUGGAAAGCGCAAGGAAAGAGAGGUCUCUGUUCAGCAGGAGCUGGCUCCCAGCACCUCAGAGGGCACUGUUGCAUGCCUUGAGAACGCUCCUCUGGAGGACUGCCCCGCAGAGGCUUUGGAGGGUGACGUGUUUGUGGAUGAAGAAGGUAGUGAUGGUGAGGAGAACGAGGAGUUCUACCCCGAUGACUGCCAAUGGGAGCAGGAGGAAGAGCCAGCUAAACCUGGACCAACAGCAGUCGUUACGGAAAAGGUGAACAAACAGACAUGUGUGGAUGGUCUCCCGCAAUCUGCUUCGGUCGUUCGGCCCAAGGAGCGCCGGCGACAUGAUGUCCAUCAGCAAAACCCUUUUAUGCGAGGAAACACCAUCAUCCGGUCCAAGACAUUUUCCCCCGGACCUCAGAGCCAGUAUAUCUGCAGGAUCAACCGCAGCGACAGUGACAGCUCCACCCUGUCUAAGAAAUCUCCCUUCGUCCGGAACGCCUCAGAGAGACGCAGUGUUCGAAUGAAGAAGCCACAGAUGCAGGUCAAAGGUCUGGACGGUCUCCUGCGCACUUCUCUGGAUCUGGAGCUGGACUUGCAGGUCACUCGGACACGGCACAGCCGACUGAACGAGGAACUGCAUGUGCUGCGGGAGCUAAAGGAGCAGUUAGAGAGUGCCCGGAAGCAGGGCCAGCAUGUCCUUCCCACAUGGGUACAGGAGGAUGAGCGCUUUCGUCUGCUGCUCAAACAUACAGAGAGACAGACCCACGAAGAGCAGCUACAGGAACAGAGGGUAGAGAAGAUGAUGCGAGCAGCAGCCAAGGAUGUGCACAAGAUUCGUGGACAGAGCCUCAAGGAGGUUCCUGGGGUCCAGUCCUUCAGAGAGAAGAUGGCCUUCUUCACCAGGGCAAAGAUAAACAUUCCUGACCUACCAGCUGAUGACGUGUAGAAGAUAUCCAUCUCAACUGCUGUUUCCCUGGAGACAAAACUGACAUCUGGCAGUAUUAUGAAGAAUAAAGAAUGGUGUGACAGGAGAAUGUAUGUUGGGCAGGAAAAAUGUAAUUUUAAAACACUGGGUUUUAACUCUAAGAACUGAAAAUGUAUAGAUCCGUUUUUUGUUUUGUUUUCUUAGCUAGAUUUAUUUUUUAAUUUCACCAUGUUCUGUUACUAAUAAGAGUAUGUCCGUAGCUGUACUUGGUAUUUUACUGGUCAUUCAAAAACACCAGCUCGUCUCUGAAACGAGUGUGAAACAUGCUGUUCUGCUAAUUGGGCAGAACUGCUUCCGGUAACUCUUGAAGAUGUGAAUACAGAUACUUAGGGUACUACUUAUGUUCAUAGCACAAGGGUUCAGGACAAAAAUGAAUGGGCAUAAAUCCUACUAUUCCAGUCACGUCCCUCUAAAACAAGCACAUCUGUCCACAUUAAUGUUCAGCCGUUGUUGUUGUUGUUUUUUUUCAAAUGUGUAAACGGUUACAGAUUUUAGCAAGCAUGAAUCUAAAGCAUGAGUUUAUUAGACCGGUUAGUAGACUAAAUUGAUUGCUAACAGUUCUCCAUGUUCGUUUUGUUAAUUGCACAUGCAAACAAGACACAUGCUAGUGCAAAUGUUCGUAAAAUGAUGUAGAAACUGCACUUAGUUCCACAAACUCUCAGGUAGAAUAUCAGAUAGUUCAUGCACUUUAAUAGAAAAAAGGCAUCAAUAUAGAAAAUUAAGCAAAAAAGCACAUUGUGAACACUAAGAUCGUACUAUCCCAUAUACUAGCUCUUGUUGUAUCUUUGGAAAACUUUAAGCGUCUUUUUAGGUUAUAUUAAUUUUCCAUUCUAGUUCCUACAGUGGCACGUUCUAAUAGUGUUUCAUUUCUACUGCUUUGGAUGUCUUCUAAUUUAAAACCACCACGUCUGCAGGUUUGCUCUAGAGUACAAACUUGUCUUUGUAUCUAUUGAACACAAACGGUAGCAUCAUUUCAUUCACAUCAAAGCCAGUAUCUUAACAAAACUUAUUGGAAUUGCUACCUACCAGUACUAGAAGAGUCUUUGGUAUGUUGAAUCUAAAAUAAUCUGACCAUAUUUCACUCCAUAAACUAAAGAAAAAUAGGAAAUUAUAUUUUGCAUAAGAUUUGCAUUAAAUCAAUCAAAUGAAUUGAAAUGUAAGAUUAUUUUGAUGAAAAUCAAGCAUGUUUCGUCUAAAUUCGUAAUACUGUAAUGUGAAGGAAAAACUCAUUUCCGUUUGGUAGUGUCAUAUGCAUUACUGUAAUGAGAAUAAUUUUUUUCUCUCUCGUUACUAUCUCAUCUACAUAAUUUUUUAUGAUGUAAAAUUAAGUACUAUCAUAAUGUAUAGCUAAUUUGUUCUUUGUUGUUUUAUACAAUAAAGAGAAAAAUUCCUUUCAGUAGACUAGUACCUGAAAAUAAUCCAAUCAAAUC